Anguilla anguilla (European eel) is the source of this 3341-nucleotide messenger RNA. It is a transcript of the gene fsd1l, whose product is annotated as fibronectin type III and SPRY domain containing 1-like. NCBI's taxonomy places the organism in Eukaryota, Metazoa, Chordata, Actinopteri, Anguilliformes, Anguillidae. The coding region runs from base 143 to 1666 and encodes 507 amino acids. The transcript has 14 exons. Gene Ontology annotation, molecular function: protein binding. The record is from RefSeq and is a predicted model, not a curated record.
GACGCGAGAGAAUCCAAAUGCAUUGCGCAUGUUCGUUGUGCUCCGCCUUGUUAUACUGUUGUAAAAUCGUCUUCAUCUCUGAGAAACUUGCACCUUACAUGUACUGUAUUUAAUUUUUUUUUUCGUUUUCGCUGUCCUCAGUAUGGACUCUCAAAAAGAGGCCCUACAAAGGAUAGUCACCACAUUGGCCAAUAAGAAUGAGGAGCUCCACAGUUUCAUUGACACACUAAGCCACUCACUGGCAGGGCUACAGAUCAACUCUGCACAAGUGCUUUCAGACGUGGAAGAGGAGUUUGACACCUUGCUCUCCGUCUUGGACGAGAUGAGGGAGAGCAUGACCAACAACAUCAAACAGGAACAGGCCCGGAAAUCGCACGAACUUCAGAAUCAACUCACACAAAGCACCAAUGCUCUGGAGAGCUCCGAAGAGCUGCUGGAGUUUGCAAACAGUGCCCUGGAUAUCAAAGAGGAAGAAGAGUUUGCCAAGGCUGCCAAACAGAUCAAGGAUAGGGUGACCAUGGCCCCUGCCUUCCGCUUGACCAUGAAGCCCAGGGCCACCGACAACAUGACGCACCUCAUGGUGGACUUCUCCCAAGAGAGACAGCUGCUCCAGGGCUUGAAGUUCCUGCCAGUCCCCAGUGCACCAGAAAUAGAGAUCCCAGACUGCCUAGUGGCUGAUAACGUUAUCAGAGUGGCUUGGAGAAUGCCAGUGGAAGACAGUAAGAUCGACCACUAUAUUCUGGAAUACAGGAAGACAAACCACGAAGGGCUACCAAGGGUUAAGGACGAGCGCUGCUGGGAGGUGGUGGAGAACAUCAAAGCCACAGAGUACUCUCUAUCAGGGUUAAAAUUUGACUCCAAAUUCAUGAACUUCCGCAUACGGGCCUGUAACAAAGCAGCAGCUGGUGAUUACUCUGACCCGGUAACCUUGGAAACCAGAGCAUUCAACUUCUGCUUGGACUCCACGUCCUCGCAUCUAAACCUGAAAGUAGAGGAGAGGAAUGUGGAGUGGGACCCACAGGGAGGCAAAGGGCUGGAAAGCAAAGUGAAGGGCAAGGAGAACAAGGGCAGUGCUCAUCUUACCAAUCUGAAGAACAUGUCAAGAAGUGGAACCCCUUCGCCAAAACGCACAUCCACCACAAGGUCACCAGCGAUGAGGGGAAGCAGGGACCGUUUCACAGGAGAAUCCUACACUGUACUGGGGGACACCGGCAUUGAAAGUGGGCAGCACUAUUGGGAGGUGAAGGCUCUGAAAGACUGCAAGUCCUACAGCGUGGGAGUGACCUACAGGAACCUGGGCAAGUUUGACCAGCUGGGAAAGACCAACACCACCUGGUGCAUCCACGUCAACAACUGGCUGCAGACCUCCUUCGCCGCAAAGCACAACAACAAGGCCAAGAGUCUGGAAGUGCCCGUGCCUGACCGAAUAGGCGUCUACUGUGACUUUGAUGGAGGUCAGCUGUCCUUUUACAAUGCAGACAGCAAGCAGUUAGUUCAUAGUUUCAAAACUAAAUUCAGCCAGCCUGUUGUACCAGCCUUCAUGGUGUGGUGUGGAGGUUUAACCCUGUCCACAGGCCUGCAGGUCCCCAGUGCAGUGAGGAGUUUUCAGAAGACUGAGAAUGGGCUAGGGGGCUCUAACAGCAGCCUGAACAGCAUGCCCCAGUAGCUCGCAGGAACCAGGAACACGCCCGCAAACUUCACGCUUCCUGUGCGUGUUAUGUUCUUCCUGUCAGUUCUGAAGAGUACAUCCAGACUUGGACCCUGGGGAGGCCCAAGGUCCUCAAAAAACCGGGGUUCUCAUGGUUUGGUAAAAAAGCCCGUUUGGCCUUCUCUGUCACUGCACCUGAGCUCCGCCCCUUAGGAAGCGCCAUCUUUUACAUUUCCAUUCGAGAAAUGGUAUCAGGAAUGCUAGUCACUUAAUCAGGGAAUAGACAAGAGUGCACUUUUUUCAUUCGUGUGUUAGUCUGAAUGCUGCGUUUUAGAUUUGGUUCUUAAAUGGGUGUUUCCUGGCUUGAGAAAUCCUGUCUGCUUCCAACUGACACCUGUGUAAUUAAUGUAUUUAUUAUUAUUUUUUUAGUUGGCUUGUUUUGUAUGUAUGUACGUAUAUAUGUAUGUAUGCGUAUGAGUGCAAGGAUUAGUGCGAGCGACGUUUAACUUCUUCCCUGGGGCCUCUGCUGCAACGCGCCACUGAGAAUGUGGACCUGAGGAUCGCACCGGAACGAAACUGCACAUUUGCUCUCUACACCAGAAGAUGGUGCACUUCAGUCACAAAAACUUGCAGUCCUGUGUGUGCAACACUGAGUGGUGCUUUUGACGCACCCCUCAUAUUAUUCACCAAAACCACUGCCUGGAAUUGUCCCUCGAGGAACAAGGCUGGCACGCGGACUGAAGGCACAGCUAAAAAGCAAACACUGUGGCACUGUUGCUGUUGUGAAUCACAUUUUUCAACAACUACUCAAAUGCUGCCCGGUUAUCAUUGUACAUUUGAAUAGAAAUUCAUGACAUACCAUAUUCAGUUAAAUGGUUGGCCUUGAAAGAAAUAAACACAUUCAUAACUCUUUGGACAGAGUUGUUUAUGUAAUGGAGGGUAACCUUUACAAAAAUGUUGGUCUGUUGUACUGAAAUUAACAGUUUCCAUUCAAGCGUUUCCACUACCAAAGAUGUUUCUGUUUUUUUUUGCUGUUUAUGUUAACAUCAAGAACAUUAGCCACUUGGUAAUGGCCCAUGCAAUACUUUAUGUUCUGUGGCAUCAUUUCUAGUGUCCCCACAUGUUGAAAGAGCUUAAUGACUGUAAGGAGUAGUCCUUAACAGGGAAGACUUUGAGUUGUAUCGCAAACAGUUCUGUUUUUGAAAGCUGCUGUUUAAUUAGUUGAAACUACCUUUGGAUUUCCCCUGAGAGUCCAUGUUUCCCGUAGUACCUUUACAGAGAAGAGGGUGAAUACGUGUCCCUGGACUCAUUAACCCAGGGUUUAGUAGGAAGUUCAUGACUUGCACUGUGGUCUGUGAAUCCCUACCUAGAUUUUUCAAUAAAUUUGGCUAAAAGCUGUAAUGUUUUGUGUAUUUUCCAUCUUGAUCUAUGCUGCUGUAAUGUGGAAAUGCAUGAGAAAACUAAUCCUAUGGAUUCAGUAUGAGGGCCAACAUAGUGAAUCAAAUCUAUAUCUUGUAUUGAUUUGAUAGUGAUAUUUUAUUUGGUGUGUGAUUCUUUUACGAACAACAGAUGAAUAUGUUUGCCUAUCAGCAAUUGGGCAUAUCUGUAUGGGAAUAUGCAAUUCAGGCGAAAACGUUGUUGAAUGACGUGUAUUGUAAGGCGAUAGACGGAAUAAAAACAAAAAUGCUUUCAA